Messenger RNA from Saccostrea echinata, 3022 nucleotides. Its product is annotated as heat shock 70 kDa protein 12A-like. The coding region runs from base 76 to 1824 and encodes 582 amino acids. Lineage: Eukaryota; Metazoa; Mollusca; Bivalvia; Ostreida; Ostreidae. The record is from RefSeq and is a predicted model, not a curated record. The transcript is spliced from 5 exons. Gene Ontology annotation, molecular function: ATP-dependent protein folding chaperone; ATP binding.
UUUUGUUUUGCUCAAAAACUGAAUAGAAUUUUGUGAUGACAAAAAUGGCCAGAAACUGUUACCCAUAAAAACAACAUGGAAAAAUCGAUCACCAGCAAGUGCAAAAAGUUGAUAGUGGCUGCCAUAGACUUUGGGACCACCUUCUCGGGGUAUGCCUUUUCUUUUCGAGAUAACUGGGGCAAGGUUCUGACCAAUAACUGGCAAGGUGGCUCACUAAUUUCUCACAAAGCUCCCACGGUACUUCUACUGAAUAGUAAAGCAGAGUUUGUUGCCUUUGGAUACGAAGCCGAGGAUAAAUAUGCCAGCCUGACGGAGGAGGGGGAUCAUGAAGACCACUACCUGUUCCAGAGGUUUAAAAUGAUACUACAUCAGGAUGAGGAAUUGAAUAGAGGAGUAAAAUGUAAGGAUGUCAGUGGGAAAGAGUUAGAAGCUGGUCAAGUGUUUGCUCACUGCAUCAGAUAUUUAAAGAAACACCUGAUAGACGAGAUCAAUAAGAGUACACUAGGCACCACUGACUCCGACAUCGAGUACGUGUUAACCGUACCUGCUAUCUGGGGAGACAAGGCCAAAAUGUUCAUGAGGGAGGCUGCUGUAAAGGCUGGAAUCAAAGCAGAUCAUUUGAUAAUGGCAUUAGAGCCAGAAGCUGCUUCAAUUUAUUGUCAACACCUUCCUUUUGAAAAGCAAGAUUUAUCUGCCACAACACUAGGAGUUGUCAAACCAGGAACUAAAUACAUGGUGGUGGAUCUAGGGGGAGGAACAGCCGAUAUAACAAUCCACCAGAAAGCAGAGGACAAUACCCUAGAAGAACUAAUGCCGGCUAGUGGGGGACCCUGGGGAGGAAAGUCAGUAGAUGAUGCCUUCAUGAAAUUUCUCACAGACCUGGCAGGGGAAAAAGCUAUGAAAAAUUUAAAAGAAGAAAGCAUGGAAGAUUAUGUUGAAAUUCUCAGAAGUUUUGAAACCAAGAAAAGAACUAUUUUACCGGAGAAGGAAGGUAACACAACCAUGACUAUUCCGCAGUCGUAUUUUAACCAGAGUAAGAAGUGUCAUAAGGUCAAGGACUUCAAGGAGAUUAUAGACAAUAAUACAACGAGUAAAGGGAAAGUAUCAUCGGCAGCAGGAAAACUCAAGUGGAAAAACGAACAUUUUAGAGAAUUUUUCAAAAAAACAAUUGACAGUAUUGUCAAACACAUAGAUGAAUUAUUUCACGAAGAACUGGUCCGAGAUGUAGGUAUUAUUUUAAUGGUUGGUGGAUUUUCAGAAUGUGAACUUGUACAAAAAGCCAUUAAAGACCACUUUAAGGAUAAACGAGUGAUAAUCCCUGAGGAGGCAGGGCUAGCCGUGGUAAAGGGUGCAGUAUAUUUUGGUCAUGUACCUCAGGCAAUCUCCCGUCGAUCUGCAAGGUACACUUACGGAAUCCAAACUUGGCCUGAAUUUAAUGAUAAUGUACAUCCAAAAGGCAAGAGAAUCGUUAUCAAUGGAAAGCCACGAUGCAAAGAUGUUUUCUUCAAGUACGUUAAAAAAGGAGAGCGGAUCACCCCAGGUUUCUCAAAGUCGCAGAUAUUCCAAGCUCUGGGUGCUGGAGAGGAUGGACUUGAGUGUGCCGUAUUUAUUUCAGAUAAUCCUGAUCCUAAGUUUGUAGAUGACAAAGACUGUAGAAGACUGGGUAUUCUCAAAGUCCCUAUAUCAAAGAGAGAUACUUACUCAGACAUGCAUGUGGAAAUUGAAGAAACUAUGAUAUUUGGAGAGACUGAGUUAAGAGUGAGAGCAAAAGAUCUCUAUACUGGAACUGUACAGGAGGUUAUAUUUGAUUUGUUAAAAGAGUAGAUCCUUUUUUACAAAGGAGUUUUAGUUUGAAUCAGAACAAAUUUUUGAUAGGAUUGAUUAUACAGGGCGUUUCAGCAAACAUGUCCCAACUUUGCAGUUUCAAUACAAAGUUAGAGAGUAUUAAUGUAAGGAAAUUUUAGCAAAAAUGAAAAAUACAUAAUCAAACAAUUUUAACAAUAUGAAAGUUGAAGUAAUGCAGCAUCAUUUAUUUUUGAGACAGGCAUUUUUUAGGAUUGGAAAUCAGCAACAGUUUUCAAUUUAUCUUCAUUUUUUAUGUCUUUGAAAUGGCUGCAAUGUUUUCAUUCAGCAACCUCAUUUUGUCUCUGAAGUUCUGUAUUGCUUAAACUUUUACAUCAUUUAAAAAGUCUGUUUCCUGGAAAUAUGGUUCUUAUAUGAGCACUUCUUUUUUCAAAAUCUUAUGCACUAGUAAUUUUGGAGAUUUUUUCUGUUUGCACAGUUUAGUUAAAAAUAUCCAUAGAUUUGGGGGUAAAAAAAACCCUGACAACCUGACUUUUGAAGAUGUAAUCAAAACUUCAAUGGAAAAAAAUUAAUGAUGUUAUUUUAUAUUGUUUAUAGCACAAUUAUAUUGCCGGAAAAUGUACUAUUAAAUACAGUUAUAAUUUUGUAAAUAUUGUUUUAUUGUGCAAAAAUAUAGACAUGUUAGAGUCGGGACGUGUUUGUUGAAACACCCUGUAAUAUAUAUAGAUCAUCAAACAUUAUUUAUACUAUAUCUCUUUUUGGAAAACAAUAAAUAGAAAUUAGAUUCAUGUAUAUUAAAUUUUAACUUGGGGGGAUGCAUUUGUAACUUUCUUGAAAUCAAUACUAGUAAAGUAUAUGUACUUUUAUUUAUAUAUAUUAAACCUUUAAUCCUAACGGGAGGAGGGAGUUAGUAAAUUUCUUUGUCUUCAAUUUAUAAAAUAAAAGGAAUUCUUAUAUCAGUGCAAAAAAGAACUACUGUGUUUAGCCAAUUUAGCCUGCAAAUACUGUAAUUAUUGUUUGGAUCAGAAGCUGAGCUUUUCCUUUUUUACAGCAAUAAAAUAUACGAGUGUAAUUUGUUUCUAAUGCUAUUGUGUUCUAAUCACACAAACUAUAUACAAGUAAUUUCUGUUAAAUUAGUAACUUUUUUUAGUGUUAGAUAUUUUUCUUGUAUUUUAUACUGCAUUAGUUGUUAUAUUAAAUGUCCUGUUACUUACUAGAA